This is a messenger RNA of Melampsora larici-populina 98AG31, 1205 nucleotides long. RefSeq lists its product as uncharacterized. The record is from RefSeq and is a predicted model, not a curated record. The transcript has 9 exons. Gene Ontology annotation, molecular function: calcium ion binding. NCBI's taxonomy places the organism in Eukaryota, Fungi, Basidiomycota, Pucciniomycetes, Pucciniales, Melampsoraceae. Bases 78 to 965 code for a protein of 295 amino acids.
AUCGUACACUCUCUCUACUCAAACUACACAUCAAACCACACCUUUCUUGAAAUUUGUUGUCAAGCACGCUUCAAAACAUGUCGUAUGGAAACAAUCAGGGCUACGGUUACGGUCCACCUCCUGGAGCCCCUCCUACUAGUGGAUAUGCCCCUCCUGGCGGUGGUUAUGCCCCCCCACCCGGUGGACCUCCGAGCGGCGGAUAUGGCCCCCCAUCUGGUGGCCCUCCCGGUAGUGGAUAUGGCCCUCCACAUGGUGGACCGCCUGGCGGAGGUCACGCUCCUCCCCCCGGUGGCCCUCCCGGCGGAGGAUAUGGUGAUCAAAUGGGGCCGCCUGGUGGAGGAUACGGAAACUCGGCACCUCCACCAUCGCAUCAGACGCGUCCAGGCAGUGUGCAUCGCCCAAGGCCACCGAGCCAAAACAUUGAUCCGCAACUAAGAACGUGGUUUUCGGCCGUUGACCGGGAUCGGAGCAACUCCAUUAGUGCCAUUGAACUGCAACAAGCCCUGGUGAAUGGCGAUUGGACACCGUUUGACCUAGAUACGGUCAAAAUGCUAAUGAACAUCUUCGAUACCGAUCGAAGUGGUACAGUUGGCUUCGAGGAAUUCGCUGGUCUUUGGAAGUACAUCAAGGAUUGGCAAGGUGUGUUCCGGCACUUUGACGCCGAUAGAUCUGGUACCAUCGCUGGUCACGAGCUUCGCAAUGCCUUGGAUCAGUUUGGGUUCCGCCUUCCUCCCCACUUACUUCAGUUAUUGGAAAGAAAGUACGUGAUGAGUCCCGCUAAAGGCACAGGUUCAUUACCGUCACGAAACAAUCCAGAAGGGGGUAUCACAUUCGAUCGCUUUGUCCGAUGCUGCGUGGUAGUCAAAGCUCUCACCGAAUCCUUCCAACGGGCCGAUACUGACAAGGAUGGCUGGAUCCAACUUUCAUACGAGCAAUUCUUACAGAUGGCACUUGAGGCCCCGUGAACACAAGCUCAAUGGUUGAAAGAGCGGGUCUUCUCAAUUAUGCCUGAAAGCAUCGUGAAGUCAUUCUGUUUGUACAUGUCAAACACCCAGGAUGGUUGCCAGAACUAGUGGCUGAAGUGCCAUACGAUCUCAGCCACACCUUGUAGUCAAACCCUUGUACCAUUUUUAUACGCCAGUGGUGGAUAUCGUCAUGCUAGGAAAUGAAGCCUGUCACGUAGCAAUCACAGUGCUUUGCAGAUU